AUGGAGGUUGCACAGGAUACGCUUCCGGAAUUGCAGCCGAUUUUCACAUUCCUCAACAGCCAUGGGAACAAGCUGUACCAGGAGGGAUAUUUCCUGAUGUUGCACGACCUCGAUUCACGUGGCAGACCAAGCGGAGACCGGUCAUGGAAGGAAUGCUUCGCACAACUCGUCGGCACAGUACUAUCAUUGUGGGAUGCAGCAGCACUGGACGCGGCGGGGGAUAAUGGAGAAGUGGUUCCAACCUUUAUAAAUCUUUCGGAUGCCUCCAUCAAGAUGAUUGAGUCAUUACCGAUGAGCAGUUCAACCGGACAGGCUCUCCAAAAUGUCCUUAGCGUAUCCACCGCCGCCAACAACCGAUACCUUCUCCACUUCAACUCUCUUAACUCCCUCACGCAAUGGACUGCCGGUAUUCGGCUGGCCAUGUUCGAACAUUCGAGCCUGCAAGAAGCCUAUACCGGAUCCCUCAUCGCCGGGAAAGGGAAAGCCCUCAACAACAUCCGACAGAUCAUGGACCGGACGCGUGUGAAACAAGAAGAUUGGGUACGCGUACGGUUCGGUGCGGGCACUCCAUGGCGACGGUGUUGGUGCGUCAUUUCCCCGCCGGACGAGAAAGAAUACCAGAAGAUGCAGAAAUCAAUGAAGAAGAAGUCGUACGGGAAGACGCCGGUGUUGAAAGGCGAUAUCAAAUUCUACGAUACCCGCAAGGUCACGAAGAAGAGCAUCCCCAUCGCGACCAUCACCGACUCGUACUCGGCCUACGCCAUCUAUCCGCAAUCGAAGCCGUUGAUCGACCAGUCGACGCUGCUGAAAAUCGAGGGGAAGAUCACCAUCCACACCACCCCCGAAUCGAGAAUGGAAGGGUUCGUGUUCGUGAUGCCGGAAUACCACGCGGCGGUUUCGGGGUUCGAGAUGCUUCUUCGGUUCUUAUUCCCGGUCUGGGACGUCUUUAAUCUCUAUGGACGCCCGAAUCGGCUCGUGGCGGACGUGCUAGAUGCUCGAGGUCUGAUGUUCGCCUUGCCGAAAGACAAGAGAUACGGAUACCUUGACAUCUUGGACGUCGCGGGUUUGGUUCACACCGAGGGCAGCACCAAUUGGAGCGAGAGAGCAUGGCGCAAGCAGAUGAAGGACCUGACCAACAAACGCAUG
Eremomyces bilateralis CBS 781.70 is the source of this 1146-nucleotide messenger RNA. RefSeq lists its product as uncharacterized. The record is from RefSeq and is a predicted model, not a curated record. The annotation marks the transcript as partial. Lineage: Eukaryota; Fungi; Ascomycota; Dothideomycetes; Eremomycetales; Eremomycetaceae. The transcript is spliced from 3 exons.